Molecule: messenger RNA, 2715 nt
Organism: Ipomoea nil (Japanese morning glory)
Lineage: Eukaryota; Viridiplantae; Streptophyta; Magnoliopsida; Solanales; Convolvulaceae
Product: LRR receptor-like serine/threonine-protein kinase GSO2
Exons: 3
Coding region: 1-2715 (904 amino acids)
Molecular function (GO): protein binding
Source: RefSeq, a predicted model, not a curated record
AUGGCUGUGCAGAACGGCGGCAACGGAGUGCAGCCGUCUUCUUCCGGCGAUCUCCUCCAUCACCUCUAUCUCCCUUUUUCCUCGGUUUUCUCUCCCUCUCCAGCUAGGCAGCAGACGACGAUGUACAGUAGAACAGAGCAGAUCGACGGCAGCAGCAGGUGUGGGUGGUCGGCGAGUAAUAUUGUAUCUUCUUCCAAUUCCAUGUUGAUGUUGUCAACUCAAAAAUGUGUACACAGCCAAUGGUUAGCAUUGUCACAGCUCAGAGCUCUCAACCUUCAUUCACCACCGCCGUGGGAGCCGUCGUGUGAUGAAGACUUUUCAAAGAAGAUGAUGGAAUGGAAUAUGGAGGAGGAGGAUUGCUGUAGUUGGGAUGGCGUUACAUGUGACCCUGCAACCGGUUAUGUCAUCGGACUCAACCUUAGUUUCAGUAUGUUGUCCGGUGAAAUUUUUCCAAUUUUCAAUCUUCACCAUCUUCAAACUCUCAAUCUUGCUUGCAACAAUUUCAACAAUUACACCCCCGUUCCAUUUCCGUCGUCGGGGUUCGAGAAUCUGAGGUAUUUGACUCACCUUAACCUUUCGCGUACCAGGUUCAGUGGUCAAAUUCCUAUGGGGAUUUCGAGGCUAACGAGGUUGGUGUCUCUUGAUAUUUCCUGGAUGUUUGAUUAUGUAGAGUUAAGAAAACCAAAUCUUGAAUCUUUUGUUAUGAAUCUGACUUCUUUAAAAGAGGUGUAUCUUGAUUAUGUAGGCCUCUCAGCUCAUGGGUCUAAAAACUGGUCUCAAGCCUUAUCCUCUGCAUUGCCUCAUCUUGAGGUUUUAAGUUUGUCCAAUUGUAAUCUCUUUGGUCCUAUCCACCCUUCAUUUGCAACACUAAAAUCACUGUCGUAUUUGCAGCUUAGCGAUAACAAACUGUCUCCUGAGAUUCCCACUUUUUUUGAGAAUUUCAUGAACUUGGAAACUCUCAAUUUGGCUUCUUGUGAGUUGUAUGGAGAUUUCCCAGAAAAUGUUUUUCGCCUUCCAAAAUUGAAAAUCAUUGACAUCUCCAAAAAUAUCAAUCUGAGUGUCCAGUUUCCAGAGUUUCCAAAACACAGUUCUUUGCAAAGCAUUUCACUUUCUCAAACAAAUUUUCAUGGAGAAUUGCCUGAGUCCAUUGGAAACCUACGGUCACUACAAAUUUUGUCACUUGGUGACACAAAUUUUCAUGGAGAAUUGCCGGAGUCCAUUGGAAAUCUACGGUCACUAAAAAUGUUGUCACUUGGUGACACAAAUUCCCAUGGAGAAUUGCCUGAGUCCAUUGGAAAUCUACAGUCACUGAAAUUUCUUGAUUUUUUUCACUGCAAGUUCUCGGGUUUACUCCCGUCAUCACUGGCAAACCUCACAAGUAUUAUUGAGAUGGACAUUGAAGGAAACAGAUUCACUGGUUCUUUACCCCCAUUUCAUAGUACAAGUGUGCCAAAUCUUUCAGUCCUUCGCAUGUCAUCCAAUCUUCUCACUGGUGAAAUUCACUCUUCUGUUUUCACACUACCAUCUCUGAAAACUUUGUACCUAGAUGGUAACAAAAUCAGUGGUGUACUUGAGGAGUUCUCUAAUACAUCUUCCUCUGUUUUAGAGGAGCUGUAUUUGAAUGGCAAUCAAUUUGGUGGGGUGCUACCUAAAUCAAUCUUUAAGCUUCCUAACCUCAUUCAUCUGUCAUUGGCCUCUAACAACUUCAAUGGAAGUAUGAAAUUUGAGAUGUUGCAGAAUCUCAAGAACUUGAUAGACUUAGAUCUCUCUAGCAAUAACUUGACAGUUGAAAAUGAUGGUAGAGGUUAUGACUUACCUCAGCUACAGAAAUUGAAUUUAAUGAAGUGCAAUUUAUUUGACUUCCCCAUUUUCUUGAAGAGCCAAGUACAACUUAAUGAUCUGAAUCUUUCUUAUACUAACAUCCGAGGUUAUGUUCCUAGUUGGUUGGGGAACAACAGCAAUCUCAAGGACUUGGACCUUUCUGGAAAUCCAAUACAUUUUCCUGAACCAUCAUCAGCCAUGGGAAAUAAUUCAUUCAUGUCGCUAUCCGGUCUAGCAUUGCAUUCUUGCAACAUUUCUAAGUUCCCUAAGUUCUUGAAAGGCCUCAAAAGUUUAGAGUAUCUUGACCUUUCAGAUAACAAGAUGGAAGGUGAAUUUCCAAGUUGGAUAUGGGAGAAUGUGUUUCAAUUUGUAAAUAUUUCUCACAAUCUGUUUUCCGUCCUUGAUGAAUUUCCUACAAAUGUUUCUUCUAUUUUGUAUGCUCUUUAUCUUAAUGACAAUCGCUUCAAAGGAUCUCUUCCAUCCGAAUUAUGCAAUAUGAGUAGCUACCUAGAUGUUCUUGAUGCGUCAGGUAAUAAUUUGAGUGGUUUGAUUCCUGAGUGCCUGCUCAAGGAUGCACCACUAACUGUCUUGAACUUGAAAGGAAACAGAUACCAUCAAAUGCCUUCUAAUUUUACAUUAGCAGGAAAUCUUGUUACUCUUAAUAUCAAUGGCAAUCGCUUGAAAGGGAAGCUGCCAAGAUCACUGGUCAAUUGCGAAAUGCUGCAGAUUCUUGAUUUAGGAAACAACAUGAUAUCUGAUAGUUUCCCAUUUUGGUUGGAAAAACUCCCUUCACUCAAAGUUCUUAUCUUGCGAAACAACAUGUUUUAUGAGCUUGAGUGCAAUGACUAUGGUUGGGGAAUACAAAUCACUACCCAGCCUCAUUGGGCAGAAUGA